Coregonus sp. 'balchen' is the source of this 2784-nucleotide messenger RNA. Lineage: Eukaryota; Metazoa; Chordata; Actinopteri; Salmoniformes; Salmonidae. The record is from the annotation of a GenBank genome assembly.
AUGAUGCCUCGCAUCUUCCUCAACUGCUUGAGUUCUUUGCUCCUCCUCUUCCUCUCCUCCCCCGCGUAUUCGGAACCCCGCCGAACGUCGUCGUCAUCACCACGCAGCAGGACCGCGCGCGCUCCGGCUCCCGCAGGCAAGGUGCGCCUGGCGGGAAACUAUGCCCGGGGACAUAACGAGGGUCGCGUAGAGGUGCUGCACAACAACACGUGGGGGACGGUGUGUGAUGACGAAGUGGACAUCAAACUGGCCAAUGUCGUCUGCCGCGAGCUGGGCUUCCAGACCGGCAUGACGUGGGCGCACAGUGCCAAAUAUGGAGAGGGUGAUGGUAAAUGUUCCAGAACAGGUGUUGGAUUUUGCAACGAUCAUAAUAUUAUCUGUAUUAUGUUAUUAUGUUAUUUCUGUAACAUAAUACAUAUAAUAUACUCUUUACAAUUGAAAGGUAAAUUAAACAAACAUGGUCACCUGUUGAUUUCCAAUAUUUUCCAUCUGUCAAAUGUCAGUGCAUAGGCCUAUCUUUCUGUAAAGAGUGCACCUGCUUUCUAACUUAAAUAACUUUCUCCAAACCCUCCACACCUUGCACUUGACUUUUACUGGGGGGCCUGAUUUACCAUAUUGCAUUGGCUGCACAUUUAGUAAUUUCACAACAACAGUAACCUAUCCCAGGCUGCAACCUGGUCUCAGAGCAUUUCGUAUUAUUCUGCAUGUAAAUCAAGACACUCCAUUUCGUAUAUGUUCUGAAUUUGCAGAAUGUACUAUAUGUUACGAAUUUGCAAAACGUAUAUGUUUAGAUUUCUAGCUAGGUGGCUAACUAUAGCUAGCUGGCUAACGUUAGCUAGGCUAGGGUUUAGGGUUAGGGCUUAGGGUUAAGUUUAGGAGUUAGGGUAAGGGUUAUCUAAAAUGGUUAAAGUUAGGGGAAGGGUGUGCUAAAAGGGUCAAGGUUAGAGUUAGGGGAAGGGUUAGCUAACAUGCAAGUAGUUGCAAAGUAGCUAAAAACUAAUAAGUAGUUGAAAAGUUGCUAAUUAGCUAAAAUGCUAAAGUUGUCCGUGAUGAGAUUCGAACUCGCAGCCUUUGGGUUGCUAGACGUUCGUGUUAUACGCCCACCAAUCCACUCCGACCAACCACCCUAUUUUCGUUUUUGCCUUAAGUAACCAUCUGUCUUAUGUAACAAUACCAAAGUAACAUAUCCUACUAAUGUCAGUGUCCCGGGUUUACUGUGUUAUGUUUAGUCUAUGAGACCAGGCUGCAGGAUAGGGUGGUGGUGCUAGACAGCCUAGCCUAGAUACUGCUCUGUUGGUUCACUGGCUCUUCCAUUUUAAUUGGAAUUUAAAGGGGGCAAUAAAGAAUGUCCAUAAACCAAGGCAAGUGUAGCACGUCGCUGGCAGGGCAAGGCUGUCUUUACUGUAAAACAAAUGCUCCUCUCAGGCCGUAUAUCGCCAGCCUGCCAGGCAGCGGCUGUAUUGAGCAGUGCAGUGAAGUCCCAUAAGUUAUCUUUGUAUCUUUAUGAUGGUGGCGGACUCAGCUCAGUCACUGCAGGGUUAUUUUGAUUAUAUUAAUUGGUGGUAUUUACUGUGUUUACUCUAAGGGUGUUGGAGGCCUACAGAAGCUGAUGAGACAUAUGAUGUCUAGUCCCACAGUUGCAUCUUAUUACAGUAUAUGGCACAUCUUUUAUUUAAAAAAAAAUAAUAUAUAUAUAUAUAUAUCAGUGAAUGAAGGAAUGGAUAGAUGAUUCAGUCAAUCAAUCAUUAAAUUAAUCCAUCCAUCCAUCCAUCAACGCACCCACCCACCCACCCACCCACCUACAAACCCAUCCACACAUACACCCACAAACCCACCCACCCAGCCAUGUAUCCCUCGCUCCCGCCCUCUCCCUACAUCCAUCAAUGACAAGUUGAUGUCCAUAUCCGAUAAUAACCCAGUUUCCCCCGUCCCUAGGUCCUAUCUGGAUGGACAACGUGCGUUGUGACGGCACAGAGAAGACUGUGAAAGACUGUAAACAUAAUGGCUGGGGCGUCAAUGACUGUAAGCACUCUGAGGACCUUGGCGUGGUCUGCAGUCCGGAGCGACGACUGGACCAGGUCAUAGGUUCGCGUAAUGGUCAGUCGGUCGCCCUGCGUCCGGAUGUCAGCCCCUCGCCCCAGUGGCAGAGCAUUCUGGCCAGCCGCAGUAACCCCCGACAGGCCCAUCAGGGGAACGGACACCCCCCGGAGAGCCCCAGACUGAGACAGCACCUUUACAACCCGGUAGGUAGCAUUAGACCUUAUACUCUCUAACCCUGAUACCUCUAGUAGUAAAGUAGGUACUGUAGACUAAAACAGCAUCUAUACAACCUGGUAAGCAGUUACAGUGGGCACCACCAACUCUAUAACUUUGGCACGUGCUAAUGUCUGGUAUUUGCUGAUCAACCACCGAUACUGCCAAUGCCAAUCAAUGAAAUAAUCAAUAGUCAAUCACUCUCUUUAUUGUCCCAGUUUGGAAAUUCAUUGUGUAGGUCAAUUGAAUUUGAAAGUGUCCUUGAUCAAACUAUUCUACAGUGAAGCUUUAAGAAAUCCCCUCCCCCUUCUCUCUCAGUAUUCCAGCAAGGUGCGUAUUCAGGAAGUGCGUCUGCGGCCCAUCCUGAUGCACACUAAGAAGCGAGCCCUGAUCACUGAGGGUGUGGUGGAAGUGAAGCAUGCUGGGAGAUGGAGACAGGUGUGUGACCUGGGCUGGAACCUCAACAGCAGCAAAGUGGUGUGUGGAAUGCUGGGGUUCCCUGAGGCAGAACUACACAAUGAAAGAACAUAC